Messenger RNA from Spizellomyces punctatus DAOM BR117, 2406 nucleotides. RefSeq lists its product as uncharacterized. The record is from RefSeq and is a predicted model, not a curated record. NCBI's taxonomy places the organism in Eukaryota, Fungi, Chytridiomycota, Chytridiomycetes, Spizellomycetales, Spizellomycetaceae. The transcript has 4 exons. The coding region runs from base 526 to 2199 and encodes 557 amino acids.
UUUAGGCAAAACAUUGUAAACAAAGUAAAGCGAGAGCAAGUUAUUUAGCAUAGUAUUGUAAAACGGAUUUCCUCACCGUACAUAUUGCGGAACGUCCGCUUAAAAUGUCCAAUCUAUUAUGAACCAUGUGGAUCGGUUGAUCCGCUUUUCAAGUGUUGUUACAUGAUUGGGGUAUGAUUCGGGUAUCAACAAUGUUGAGUAUAAAUGUGAAUAGAUAUCAAUGAUCGCCGAUCGCCGUUCAAGCAUGGCUUUUCUGGGCAAGAGUUUUAUAAAACGGACGGAAUGCCAUGCAGAGGAUCUCCAAAAACAAAAAGUAAGCACACUCAACAAAAUAUAGAUGGCUAACUGAAAGAGGCAUCAAAAAAAGACCAUGUAAAGAAACCGGUGAAGCUGUCAGUGCCCAAAACUCCGCUCAGGAAGGCCCAGCGACCCAUUGGCGGUAUCGCGCAUCGGCCAGUUUACAACAACGACCACGCACCCGCUUUAUCAUAAAGUGCAACUACAAAGAAGUGAGCAAAAAAGAUAAUGUCGGACGUCAUUCGCCUGUUGGACAGCUCAGGCACAAAUGUUCUCGACUCUGUCUCAACAGACUAUGAAGACUCUUUUUGCCUCGAAACCUUUGGAGACCUUAUUUCCAUGCACCGCGAGUCCGAACCAAAAGGCACAAAAGAGUUUAUUAUUGCAAGAGUACAAACGUGGGAUCAUAAGCAGCCUGAAAAAGCGUUUUAUUCUUAUUACAGCGCAUACCAGUUGAACAAGAUUCUCAUCAAAACACAGAAAUAUAAAGGAAAACGAUUGAUCCAUCGACUGCAUGUCUUGAAUCCAUUGACGAAUACAGAUAUUAUUGGAAAUGUUCAGUAUUUUAUGGUAAAAUCUCAAUCAGAUGCAAAGGAAUCUGAAAAUGAGGCAAAUCCAGCAGAAACUUUGCAACCUGUAGAGGUAACAUCCGUACCAGAACCCGUCCCAGCUCCACAAGAAAUGCUGCAAGUCCUCCAGCCCCCAAUUCCUACUGAUAACGAAGGAGACGAAGGCCUCCCUUCCUCACCAAUAGGACCGCUUCCCCCUCCCAUGAUGAAACCUGCUCGGAAACGGCCCACUUCCCUCUCCAUCAAAACUGGCCCACACUCUCUCCCCCGUCCUGCGCGCCGGAACUCGGAUCUCAUCAUCCCGCCCAGUCCAAGCGUCAAGCAGGUGGAAGCAGGAACAGCAACGUCAUGGACAAUGAGUGCUCCUAGCGCUGUCGAAGCGCCCGAUGAUGAACCCCUGUUAGCAGGUGACCGGAAAGCCGAUGCCACAGGCGAGGAAGCCAAACAGCAACCACGGAAAAAAUCCAUUUUUUCCAAUAUCAUGUCGCCUCGUCGAAAAUCUGUCGCACCAGGGACACCUAAAAAGAUGUUGUCCAUGCGUCUCAGGGCUUUCUCUGAUAAAUCCACACCACAAGCUCAUGCACCCUCUCAACGCCGUCACCAUUCCGCCGGCGAUGCUUACCAUCCCACAACGACCACCCCGCCGCUAGCCCAGCCGCCCAUGUCAGCGUUCCCAACCACGCACCCAGACGCGACAAAAGUUCCUGUACCCGCAGGGAACGUAACCCGUUUCGCCGUUCCGGUUCCCAUUGAAGAACUGACUUCCCUUCCCCCUACAUCACGAAAUAGGAGAAGAACCCUCUCCUACCACAACGCUGUAACAGCUGCAGGAACUCACGCAUCCUUUGAAGACUGGUUGCAUAUGGUUACAUUAGAGCGAAAGGCAUUCAAGCGGAAGGGAUCAAGAUCAGAUGCUGGGGAGGAGUACGAUGUUGUGAGGCCAUUUGGGAGGGCUAGUUUGGUGAAUAAGGGGUUGAGGAUUAGUACUCCAAAGUUGGAUACCAUUCGAGGUUCGCCUCCUGCAAAGCAGACAGGGGAUAUUAAUCAGUCGGCACCCACGACACCGAAAAAUGAACAGGAACAAAAGGAAGAGGAGCAUGAACAAGAUGAUGAGACAGAGAGCACGAUCAAUAUCUAUGAUGCCAUACUAUUUGCUACAGAUAUUGAUUUUCUGGAAAGUAGUAAAGUUCGGGCCAUUUUCCGGGAGAAUGCUGUGACGCCGGAUGAUGCCAAGCUGUUUGAAUUGCCACCUGUGCCUGCUGAAUCGCCGUCGCCGACGUCGCCGAGACGGCCGCCAGUUUCACCGGAUGAACCUCUCUGCUUUUGUUGUUAAUUGUACACGAUGAGGGUCAUUGUACUAUGGUAAAAUGGGUUAUUGAUUAGCCAACAUGAAAUACAUAUUACGAGUGAGCAAGUUACUGGGACAAACUGUUGUUGAAAUACACCCACUCCAUACGUUUAUUUCUUUCAUUUAGUGUUUUUACAUACGUGUGCUAUGGCAAAUACUAUAUCUACUAGGGUUCACCCACCUCUAGUACUA